UUUGUUUCUCGCCAUAUUCGCUGGCCGGUUAGGAAGAGUGAGCAGUGCUGGUUUUGUACUUCCGAGAGAAUCCGCGUUAAUCUGAGUGAUAAAUGCUCAAGAAUCUCAGUGGUUGAAGGGCCAGCCGGUCUGUAGGUUGUUUAUCUUUUAGUCUGAUGCGGUUUUGAGCGCUUGAGGAGAUUCGGGAGCUGAAAAAACGACGUUAAUUGAGCCCCCACCCCUGAGAGAGAAAAGACAAGGAGCCAGACCUACGACAGCGGCUUCAGCAGCGUGUACACCGGUGUAAUCCCCGCCGUAGGCGGAUUAUUACCUUUAUUUCGCAUUGCUGCUUCGUGUGAGAGACCAUGGCGUGUGGAGCCACCCUAAAAAGGACUAUGGACUGGGACCCAGUGUUGAACCCGGCUUCCCCCAAGCGGAGACGCUGCGCCCCGGUGUCCCCGGCUUCCUCCCCGCAGAAGUACCUGCGGAUGGAGCCUAGCCCGUUUGGAGAAGUGUCCAGACUCAGUACAGAGCAAAUCCUGUUUAACAUAAAGCAGGAGUACAAACGGAUGCAGAAGAGACGACACCUGGAGAGUUUCCAGCCCUCGGACACCUGCUGCCCGCUCGAGUCACAGCCAAGCACAUCCCUUUCAGCACACACCGCGCUGACAGGUUUAUCUGCUGGGUCAUCAUCCCCGUCCCGAAAAGAGCAGCCGUUAUUUACUUUGAAACAGGUGGGAAUGAUCUGCGAGCGGCUGCUGAAGGAGCGAGAGGAGAAAGUGAGAGAGGAGUAUGACGAGAUACUUACCACUAAACUUGCAGAACAGUACGAUGCUUUUGUGAAGUUCACUCAUGAUCAGUUAAUGCGGCGGUUUGGAGAGCAGCCGGCCAGCUAUGUGUCCUGAGGGGGUCAGGUGGUUCUGGGUGCUGCUGUUGCUUUGGCCUGGUCGCUCACAGAUGUACCUGUGAUGUCCGUGGCGAUGCAGUGAGGGUUUUUGGGCUGUCUGUGAAGCCCCGUCCCCUUCACUCCCACCGGGCACAGAGUGUUUCUCAGGCUUCUGUCUGUGAUUUGAAACCCCCCCUCUCUCCUACUUCCCCCAGCAGCUGCCUGCUAAUUGGAGUGCUUCCUGCCGUCAACACCAAUUACAUCAGUCUUUUGCAAAACUAAUUCAGAUUUGUGGCCUCUCUCAUUUACUCAGAUAUUUAUUAGGUUUUUCCUCUUGAUGCCUUUUUUAACAUUUACACAUGGUUUCAUCUCUGUUUUUCUUCUUUUUUUUUUAAUACAAAAUGCUCAUGUAAAGUUGACUGUACCAUGACUGUGUGUGUAUGUGUGCGUGUGUGUUGUGGCCGUUUGGUCACUGCAGGGCGCAUGUAGCUCUGACCUAUUAGCUUUGUAAAAACGCAUCUGGGAUCUCCUCAGGAUUUCUCAUGUACAAAUCACUCAACAUAUUUAGAUUGAAGUCUCUUUUUUUGUUAUUUUUGGUACCCUCCCACUUGCUUUUAUUUAUUUUUUAUUUUCAUUUUUAUUUCAUUUUUCUCCAACAUUAUGGUUUUACAGCUUGUGUACUUUAAAUUGCUUUUAUGUUGAGAAAAUAUUCAAUAAAUUGUUUACAUGA
Molecule: messenger RNA, 1595 nt
Organism: Astyanax mexicanus (Mexican tetra)
Lineage: Eukaryota; Metazoa; Chordata; Actinopteri; Characiformes; Acestrorhamphidae
Gene: akirin2
Product: akirin 2
Exons: 5
Coding region: 345-884 (179 amino acids)
Biological process (GO): positive regulation of transcription by RNA polymerase II; positive regulation of innate immune response
Cellular component (GO): nucleus; chromatin
Molecular function (GO): transcription coregulator activity
Source: RefSeq, a predicted model, not a curated record